Aspergillus campestris IBT 28561 is the source of this 3174-nucleotide messenger RNA. Its product is annotated as putative regulator of nonsense transcripts. Bases 385 to 3174 code for a protein of 929 amino acids. The transcript has 15 exons. The record is from RefSeq and is a predicted model, not a curated record. NCBI's taxonomy places the organism in Eukaryota, Fungi, Ascomycota, Eurotiomycetes, Eurotiales, Aspergillaceae. Gene Ontology annotation, biological process: nuclear-transcribed mRNA catabolic process, nonsense-mediated decay. Gene Ontology annotation, molecular function: RNA binding; RNA helicase activity; ATP binding. Gene Ontology annotation, cellular component: cytoplasm.
CAACAACAUCCUACCAUCUUGGAUCCACCAGCUGGCAUUUCACCUCAAAUAAUCACUACGGAUCUCUACAGUGACGGUGAUAGAUCUCAAUUUACUGGAGGGACUUGGCUAGAUUAGUCCUCGUUCCUUUCGCCCCUCAGCGUGGCACGUCGAUUUUUGAGGGUCGUGAUCAGGAACAAUACCUUCUCUCUUUCGACGAAACCGGGCGACUGGCUUGUCCUUGACUUUUUCACGCGUUCGACGUCACAUCUACGAUAGAAUCGAAGUUUCAUUGAUGACCAUCUCACGACGUCGGCUUGCGAAUUGAGCGUUUCGGCUACAAACAUUCCUUUCCAUCUCUCUAUUUACAUCGGCUGGAUAACAUAGCGACGCCCACGCUCGACUAUGGCAGCUAUCGGUGAUGAGAGGACGGAGCUGGAUGAGGCUACCUUCAACAUGAACAGAGGUCCCCGGCCGCGGAGACAUGACGAUGACGAUGAAGGUACAGCAAGUGCUUCUCUGGCUCGCCGCUCAAAAGCGCAGGGUGACGUCGAAGAGGAGAAAGAGCUCCCUCCGCAUGCAUGUGCCUACUGUGGCAUUCACAACGCGAGCAGCGUCGUCAAGUGUCUGUCCUGUAGCAAGUGGUUUUGUAGCGCUCGUGGAAAUACCUCUUCGUCUCAUAUCGAAGUCCAGCUGCACCCGGCCUCGUCCUUGGGAGACACCAUCCUCGAAUGCUACAACUGCGGUACCAAGAAUUCUGAUACGGUCGUCGUGCUCCUCUGUCGUCAACCCUGCGCCGCCAUGCCGUCUUCCAAAGACAUGAAUUGGGAUACUUCGCGUUGGCAGCCGUUGAUCGAAGACCGCUCGUUCUUGCCGUGGCUCGUCGCCCAACCAUCGGAUCAGGAGCAGCUUCGGGCUCGCCACCUCAGCCCACAGUUGAUUGCGAAGCUGGAGGAAAUGUGGAAGGAGAACUCCCAGGCAACCUUUUCGGAUCUCGAGAAAGCCACCGCGGUGGAUGACGAACCCGCCCCCGUCCUCUUGCGUUACGACGAUGCCUACCAAUAUCAAAAUAUCUUUGGACCUCUGUUGAAAGAAUCGCAGUCGCAGGAUGGGCUUAUCCACUUGGCUAGCUUCAUACUCCCGAAACUAGAACUUGGUGACGUGAAACUGGCUGUUGGUGAUGAAAUGCGCCUCAAAUACACCGGUGAAUUGCGACCGAAAUGGGAGGGAGUGGGAUACGUUAUCAAGAUCCCCAACAAUCAGUCUGACGAGGUUACGAUCGAGUUACGCGCCAAGGGCGAUCAUAAGUCAGUGCCGACCGAGUGCACACACAACUUCACCGCCGACUACGUUUGGAAGUCGACCUCCUUCGAUCGCAUGCAACUUGCGAUGAAGACAUUCGCCGUUGACGAGAUGAGCGUCGCAGCUGCGCCAAUGAAGACCCAGAUGCCCAAGAAGUUCAGUAUCAACGCCGUCAAGAGCCCUCCCGGUACGGGCAAAACAGUGACCUCCGCCACUAUUAUCUACCAUCUUGCCAAACUCAACGGCGGCCAGGUCCUGCGUAUCCACAGGACCGACGUGGAAUCUCCCGUCGGUUUCUUGUCUCUGCAUGAACAACUGAACCAGCUCAAGUCCGAGCUUGGCGAACUGUCCAGCCAGGAUGAAAAGAGACUGAAACAGCUUACUCGGUCCGCCGAGCGCGAAAUCUUGAACAACGCGGAUGUGAUUUGCUGCACUUGCCUCAAAUUCCGUACUGUCUUGAUCGAUGAGUCGACCCAGUCCGCCGAGCCUGAGUGUAUGAUCCCGUUGGUCUUAGGCUGCAAACAGGUUGUUCUGGUUGGUGACCAUCAACAGCUGGGACCCGUCAUCAUGAACAAGAAAGCCGCCAAGGCCGGUCUUAACCAGUCACUUUUCGAGCGCCUGUACCGUAUGCAUCCUUGUCUGUCAGAGUUCCCGUCGAACAUGUUCUACGAAGGUUCGCUGCAGAACGGAGUUACAUCUAUCGACCGUCUCCGCCGUGAUGUCGAUUUCCCCUGGCCCAUCGGUGACAACCCCAUGAUGUUCUGGUCCAACCUGGGUAACGAAGAAAUCUCUGCGUCAGGGACGUCCUAUCUCAAUCGCACGGAGGCGACGAACGUGGAGAAGAUUGUCACUCGGUUCUUCAAAGCUGGCGUCCAACCAAGUUCCAUCGGUAUCAUCACACCCUAUGAGGGUCAGCGCAGCUACAUCGUCAGCUCCAUGCAGGCCAACGGAACUUUCAAGAAAGAGCACUACAAGGAAAUUGAAGUUGCCUCGGUCGAUGCCUUCCAGGGUCGUGAGAAGGACUUUAUCAUUCUCUCUUGCGUUCGUUCCAACGACCACCAGGGCAUCGGUUUCUUGAGCGACCCCCGCCGUCUGAACGUCGCGCUUACCCGUGCCAAGUAUGGACUGGCCAUUCUCGGAAACCCCAAGGUUCUGUCCAAGCAUCCUCUGUGGAAUUGUCUCCUGCAGCAUUUCAAGGAGAGACACUGUCUGGUUGAGGGUCCUCUUUCCAAUCUCCAGGAAUCCCUGAUCCAGUUCAGUCGCCCCAAGCAAGCCUACAGAGGACCCCAGCGGUUCCAGAUGGCAUACAACCACGCCUCCAACGUCACCAACGGAAUGAUGAACGGAAGAAACGGCAACCGUAACGAAUACAAUGAUUCUGGCUCGGUGGUUGGUUAUAUUCCCGACGAUGUGUCGUCCGUCCACUCUUCCGCACUGGGAGGAGUCGGUAUUCCUUCUGGAUACCCGCCAAUGUUCCAGAACUUUGGCGACUCGUGGCCUACUCUUCCUGGUGGACGACGGGCCAACGGCAACCGAGGCAAGGGAACGCCGAGCAUCGCUGGCGAGUCUGUUGCGGCCACUGAGUCCGACGUGACUGGAAGCAUCGUCGACGGAAAGAGCGUUGACCAGGGUGGUGUCAGUCUCGCCGGGCUGAGCAUUAACGACAUGAGCAAACAGCCCAGUCUCAGCCAGUCCGAUCGACUGAAGCGCUACGUUGAAUCCGGCGGACGAGAGCCGUAUAAACCCGGGGUCCCUGACAAUGGCAGCAUCUUCGGAGGCAGCUCUGCCAGCAUUCGUGUCACCCGCGGGGUUCCCGGUCAAAUUCACGACGACGACGAUACGCGCAGCGUUUCCACUGCUUUUGCCAGUCAGAUCGGAGGCAACUAUGACUGA